GCUGUGGGCAGGGAGGCCCGAGCCCUCCACUGUUCCGCGGUGGUGGCGCAGGCGGUGGCCUCCGACCUCUCGGAGGACCCGGAGGACAUGGACGAGAACCUGAAGGAGACGGCGAGGCUCACCACUGCGAGCAUGCCUCCCGACCAUCCGUUGGCUUCCUUGGUGCGGCAGAACUUGGGCGCGAAGUCAGACCCCCGCUCCACCAAGCGCGCAUUGAGGGAGGUGACGAAGAAGACGGUGUCCAACAUGCCCCUUACGCCCCCUGCCACUGCAGGUGAGGAGCGCAAGGAGAAGCCGCCCUCCAAGGAGUCGGUGCCCGAGACACCGCCCAACUCUCGGAAACGUCUUGAGGACUCCCUGUCCAAGAAGCGCGGGCCUGAGGACAAGGACGUCUUCAAGCAGUACCUCCGGGACCGCGAGAUGGCGCGGGUGGCCCACUUACUGGCACUCAGCGGCCUGUCUGCAGUUGGGUCCAAAUAA
This is a messenger RNA of Effrenium voratum, 480 nucleotides long. The record is from the annotation of a GenBank genome assembly. NCBI's taxonomy places the organism in Eukaryota, Dinophyceae, Suessiales, Symbiodiniaceae.